This is a messenger RNA of Chaetomium globosum CBS 148.51, 243 nucleotides long. RefSeq lists its product as uncharacterized. NCBI's taxonomy places the organism in Eukaryota, Fungi, Ascomycota, Sordariomycetes, Sordariales, Chaetomiaceae. The record is from RefSeq and is a predicted model, not a curated record. The transcript has 2 exons. The coding region runs from base 1 to 243 and encodes 80 amino acids.
AUGGCCGUGGACGCCACUGUAACCACGCCGAACGUUUUUCCCAUCGACCAUGCUCCAAAACCUCCUGGCGGAUUUUCCACACUCGCACUGCCUGCUCACCAUCAAGGCCAGGCAAAGAGAGCUGGGGUCAUGUUGUGCGAGGCAACGGGCCAUCACCAGCGGAAACAUCCCCAACCCCACGUGGUCAGCCACUCAAUGCAGUGGCAGCGGCUCAGGAAGCAAGAAACGAAAAUGUCGGUGUGA